GAUGCAAACCCCGCGAGCUGGCGGGCAGGACACUCACGCCUUGUUCCUGUGGCUGGCCGGCCGGACGAGCGCCGGCAGCUGCUGGCGCAUUGGGCUGUGCCAUCUUCCACAGCGUGUGCGAGACAGUAUAUUCGGGGGCUGGCGGGAUCUUGAGAUUGCGGAGGACAGAUCGCGCGUGCUGUUGGGGCAAUGCGGGGAUGCCGAACAGCGGACUCGCUGAUCGCUCCGCUACUGAUGGUCACAAGAUAGCAACUCGUCGAACAGAAUGGCGAAGGGUACCGUGUCUAUCCUCAACGCAGUAACCGAGGAUGUCAAGCGAUAUCGGUUGUUGGAGGAAUGAAGUCGGGACGAUCUUGAUGGAGAUUGGCGGGCGACGGAGUGCAUCGCAAAAGUCUGGCACUGGCGCACUGGACCCUGGAGGCGACUGUGUGGCUGCGGGACAGUAUGGAAGUUGCGUGCUGUUCGGGCAAAUCAAUGGCCGAGGCGUCACCACGAACCCAGCACAGUGGACUUGGGACUCGUCGCGGUAGGCUAGGAAGAGGGCCGCCCGGGGCGCGAAGAGAACAGGGGGGGAGAAGUAGAAGCUCCUGCCAAAGCUGCAGUGUCAAAGUGUACCCAGCAUCCUGCCCUGGGACGGGGAUAGGUUUACCUAGAGUACUCCGUACCUACACUACAUCAAUCAAACCCCAAUCCCAGCUGUGCGUUUGUCUGGCAUUGUCGGGUUCGAUCGACAAGGUAGGUUAUUCUUCGUGUCGUACCGUGCCCACAUCGUCCGACAUCUUACAAUGCACAAGUGAAGAACCUCGUUCAACCCAAUCGACAUCCAACACAGAACAGACUCCCGUGGCCCCUUUCCCGCCCAUUCGUCAACGGCGCAGUACACACGCGAGCGGCCGUGUCGUGCCGUUGCACCGGCGGCCAAGAGAGACAUAUACGUACGUACAUAUAUUGGCUGCCUACAUUGCGUCUGCUUUCGCUCUCGUUUCUUCAAUUCCUUCAUCGCCAGGAUGAACGCCGUCAUCAGGAUACGUACCCGAUUGCGGUAAUUUCCAGAGUUCGCCAACAUCUGUGGCCGGAACCAGAUGGAUCGAUCCCCGUG
Messenger RNA from Colletotrichum navitas, 1099 nucleotides. RefSeq lists its product as uncharacterized. The coding region runs from base 445 to 1011 and encodes 188 amino acids. The record is from RefSeq and is a predicted model, not a curated record. NCBI's taxonomy places the organism in Eukaryota, Fungi, Ascomycota, Sordariomycetes, Glomerellales, Glomerellaceae. The transcript has a single exon.